This is a messenger RNA of Dufourea novaeangliae, 1782 nucleotides long. RefSeq lists its product as uncharacterized. The coding region runs from base 1 to 1782 and encodes 593 amino acids. The record is from RefSeq and is a predicted model, not a curated record. The transcript is spliced from 9 exons. Gene Ontology annotation, biological process: regulation of transcription by RNA polymerase II; cell differentiation. Gene Ontology annotation, cellular component: nucleus. Gene Ontology annotation, molecular function: DNA-binding transcription factor activity, RNA polymerase II-specific; sequence-specific DNA binding. NCBI's taxonomy places the organism in Eukaryota, Metazoa, Arthropoda, Insecta, Hymenoptera, Halictidae.
AUGAAUCAGGAUCAAGAGGUGCCCGCUGCAGUUACGGACUUGGCCAGAUUGCCCGGCGAAGAGUUCAGUAGAUUGAGCGAACCGCUUCAGACAGUCGCCGCUGGAUACUGUCCCACGAAUUACACGGUGGCCCAGCCGAGCACCGAGGAGAAGCUGCAUUCCGAGAACGGAAUAUACGCCACGCAGGAAUACAGGCAAGAAUCUUGGCUUCAUGAUGGUAGCAGCUGCGAUACAGAGGACAGCGAGCAAUACGUGCCGGAUUAUCACAGUAUGUUCAAGUUGCACAAUUCCAAUGUGAAACAAGAAUCCGCGAACUGUAGAAGGAUCAACGAUACGAACUACGCGCAGUAUCAAGCGUCCGUCAGCCAUCCGCACGGCCAGAACAGCACCUUUCUCGAUCUCGAUCCUGAUCGAUCGAACUGCUUCGGAAGCAGCAAGCGAGGAAACGAAGUGACGAAAAGCAUCGCUGUGAAGGAAGAACCGGCGGAUCGAGGAUACGGGGAACCGAUUCCAAACGUACCCACGACGACAGCCCAGGACACAAGGAACAGUAACAACUUGGUCUACCAGCAACAGUAUGGAAACGGGACGAGAACCACGAGAGGUUCACCGUCGCCAAAUCGACCAGCCAGCACGUCUUCAGCUGCCUCCCAAUGGCAGUCGACAAUUUCAGCGUCCACGGAUAGUUUCUUCCCGCGACAAGAGAACUGGAGCUCGGAUGUGUACGGGAAAAGAAGCGUGACCCCCACGUGGACCGAGCUAGGGGUUCAAUUAGACGGUAGGAACUCGUCGUGGGAGAGACAGGGGAAUUGCUACCAGAAGAAAGGGUCGCCUACAUCGUGGAACACGGAUUAUCCUGGUAAAAGGCCAUCCUCAGCGACGGGGGUGUCACCGUGGAGCGAGAUGACCGUCGGCUAUCAACAGCAACGACGGGGAUCUCUUCAGCUCUGGCAGUUCUUGGUGACCCUGUUGGAUGAUCCCGCGAACGCACCGUGUAUCGCGUGGACUGGUCGCGGAAUGGAAUUCAAGCUUAUAGAACCGGAAGAAGUAGCUCGUAGAUGGGGUCUCCAGAAGAAUCGUCCAGCGAUGAAUUACGAUAAACUGAGCAGGUCGUUGAGGUACUAUUACGAGAAAGGGAUAAUGCAGAAGGUGGCGGGCGAGAGAUAUGUCUACAAGUUCGUGUGCGAUCCCGAAGCUCUUUUCAACAUGGCGUACGGCGCAGGUGGCUCGUCGAAUAUUUCGGGUGAGGGCCAGAAUGGCGUUCGGGGUUCCUCUAUAAGUAAAAUGUCAGCUACAAACGAUGUGUCUGACUUGGGAAAGCAUCCUACUACUGGCUAUGGCGACGCGGUUCUCGCUAUGUACUCCAACACUGCAGCAGUAUACGGAUCGUCCAGCUUGCACCAUCUCCAUCAGUAUCUCGGCGGUAACGACGGCUUCAAGACACCACCGAACAGGUAUCAUCCUCAUUAUUCGCACGAGUACAACGGCACCCAUCAUCAUCCACCGUCGAGCUACGCGGAGACCUUCCUGAACUACGGUCGCCUCUCGUCCCACGACACGUCGACGGAAUCGAGGAGCCAAGAGUUACCAAGGAUCCCCUAUAACCAGGAGACCGACGGUAUCAGCAGGGACCGAGAACCGUCAUCGAUUUUAUACGAGGGCGUGCAGAGACCUCAAUUACCGACCGCUCCGCAGCCAACCUUGCUAGACGCUACCACCACCAGCUCGAAGAUCGAGCAAACUUCGUACGCCUGCCUCGGUGUGGGGAGCUGCGUCUGCUGA